AUGGAGGCUAUUCAAUCAGAGAAGGACUUUUCAAAGGAGGCAAUUGACCUUGAAUCGAAUCGAUACGAAUACGAUCCAUGGCUUCUUGACGAUCAUCCUUUGCGCUCUUAUCCGACGGAGUGCAUUCCCGGACUGGGGGCCUAUUUGGAGGAGUCUAUAGGAAGGCGCAAGAAGGCUCUUCUCCGUGCCGGAUGUUUAUUGUUUGGGUGCUUAGCUGCAUUCCAACUGAUAAGGUUCCUACCGAUCAACACCAAGUCCCUUCCGCAUGAACCGUCCGCGCAGAUCGAUACACGCCCUCAUACCGGCGUUUGCACCUUCCCCACACUCGACACCCGACCGCAAGCUCUCGAGUCAUCUCUUGCUGCAGGAUGCGAUGGAGUACGAAUACCUGUCUGGAUGCACAAUGGCGAGCUGCAGGUUGGUAAUGCGGUCACUCGACCCAACCCGGAUACUUUGCUCAACCGACUUGGCCUCGACCCUCUGGUUGCGAAACUGGAUGAGGCUGCUGCCGAUGUGGCCAACACCCUUGGUGGUUCACACUCCGGUUCACCUGGGACCUUCAUCUUGAUGCUUGAUGCUAAAAGCUCUCUGCACGAACUUUUCCCCGUUCUUGUUGAUCAACUGGACACACUUCGACAACGCGGCUCUCUAUCCCAUUGGGAUGGCGAGUCUAUUGUUGAGCGCCCGGUCACUGUUGUCCUCACAAGCGAGGACGCCCCUGCCGGCGACUGCGUUUACUUCCCCCACCCCGACAUCUUGCAGUUCGCUUCCCUAGAAGGACGCGCUGCAGCAAGUCACCUUACAAGGGAUGGCCUCCAACAAUUAUCGCCUACCUGUAUAGCCUGA
Messenger RNA from Penicillium salamii, 846 nucleotides. The record is from the annotation of a GenBank genome assembly. NCBI's taxonomy places the organism in Eukaryota, Fungi, Ascomycota, Eurotiomycetes, Eurotiales, Aspergillaceae.